AUGUCUCGUACCUUAACUAUGGAACUCCAGGAUGGCAUUGGACAGCGGCAAACUGUUGUCAGGAUAUUGAAUGCAACUGGGGAAGAUAUAAUUCAACAGUCCUCAAAAACAGAUGCCAGUAUUCUACAAGAAAAACUGGGAAGUCUGAAUCUGCGGUGGCAGGAGGUCUGCAAACAGCUGGCAGAAAGAAAAAAGAGGCUAGAGGAACAAAAGAAUAUCCUGUCAGAAUUUCAAAGAGAUGUAAAUGAAUUUGUUUUAUGGUUGGAAGAAGCAGACAACGUCGCUAAUAUUCCACUUGAACCUGGAAAUGAGCGGCAGCUAAAACAAAAACUUGAACAAGUCAAGUUACUGGCAGAAGAGUUGCCCCUGCGCCAGGGAAUUCUAAAACAAUUAAAUGAAACCGGAGGAACAGUGCUUGUAAGUGCUCCCAUAAGCCCAGAAGAGCAAGAUAAACUUGAAAAUAAGCUCAAGCACACAAAUCUUCAGUGGAUAAAGGUUUCCAGAGAUUUGCCUGAGAAACAAGGAGAAAUUGAGUCACACAUAAAAGACCUUGGACAGCUUGAAGAGCAGUUAAAUCAUCUGCUUCUGUGGCUGUCUCCUAUUAGGAAUCAGUUGGAAAUUUACAAUCAGCCGAAUCAAACAGGACCAUUUGACAUUAAGGAAAUUGAAGUAGCAGUUCAAGCUAAACAGCCGGAUGUGGAAGGGAUUUUGUCUAAAGGGCAGCAUUUGUACAAGGAAAAACCAGCCACUCAGCCAGUGAAGAGAAAGGUUGAAGAUCUGAGCUCCGAUUGGAAGGCGGUAACCCACUUACUUCAAGAGCUCAAGGCAAAGCAGCCUGGCCCAGCUCCUGGCCUGACGGCUGUGGGAGCCUGUAAGUAUGCGGAAUCACAUGCUCUUUGGCCAUAG
Molecule: messenger RNA, 906 nt
Organism: Hyaena hyaena (striped hyena)
Lineage: Eukaryota; Metazoa; Chordata; Mammalia; Carnivora; Hyaenidae
Product: dystrophin-like
Exons: 7
Coding region: 1-906 (301 amino acids)
Biological process (GO): synaptic signaling
Cellular component (GO): plasma membrane
Molecular function (GO): protein binding
Source: RefSeq, a predicted model, not a curated record